AUGCAACAACGCACAAAGAUUACUAUUGACGACAAUGAUGAUGAUGAUGAUGAUGACGAUGACGGUGACGACGAUGUAAAGAAAGAAGUUACUGAUACUAUUGAAAAAUUUGUUCAAUCUCGUCAUGUACAAACAUUAAAAUAUUUACGACAUGUUAUUGAUGAAAAUCGUCAUUUAAGAUUACAUAUUGAACAUCUUAAACGACGUCAAGAUUAUCCUAUACAAUCACCUGCGAAUAUUGAUCCAGUUGAACCUGAAGAAACUUCAAUUACUGAAAUACCAUUAGCAACACCUGAACUUAUAUUAGAUCUUGAACAUAUUGAUGAAGCAACAAAUACUGAAGGAGAAGAUUUUGAAAUAAAAUAUCAUCAAUUACAUGAUGAAUUAAUUAAUCUUAAAAAACAACAUAAUAUAAAUCGUGAAGAAUAUCAACGUGAACUUGAACGUGUUGAUCAUCAAAAUAUUCAAUUAGAAAAAGAUUUAAAAACUGCUCAACAACAAUUAAUUAUUGUACAAAAAUCACUUAAUGAUAAACAAAUUGAAAUUCAAAAUCUUACAACAACAAUUUCAGAUCAAAAAACAUCUAAUGAAACAUUAAAUAUUCGUAUAAAUAAACUUGAACAAACAAAUAGACUUUUAAUAGAAUCAUUAAAUGUAUCAGAAGAAACUCGUAUUGAAUUUGAAACACAAUUAAAUCAAUUACAACAAAUUUAUCAUCAAACAGAAGAAAAUUUAUCUAAAUUACAAAUUGAAUAUAAAAAUUCUCAAAUAUAUUUACAUGAAUUUCAAAAUGAAAUUGUUUUAUUAAAAGAAAAAUUUAAUAUUCAAUUAAAUAAAUAUCAAGAAUUAAAUAAUGAUAAUGAAGAAUUAAAACAAACUAUUAAAUAUUAUCAACAACAACUUCAAGAAAAAAUUCAUGAAGAAGAACAAUAUAUUCGUGAAAGACAAUUAAAUAAUAAUUUUAAAGAUUUUGUACAAGUUAAACGUACAUUACAAUUAUCUCAACAAGAAAAUGAACAAUUAAAAAUUGAAUUAAAAAAAUUACAGAUAAAAUUUUUAAAUAAAAAUCAAUAA
Rotaria sordida is the source of this 1074-nucleotide messenger RNA. NCBI's taxonomy places the organism in Eukaryota, Metazoa, Rotifera, Eurotatoria, Philodinida, Philodinidae. The record is from the annotation of a GenBank genome assembly.